This is a messenger RNA of Tetranychus urticae (two-spotted spider mite), 673 nucleotides long. Lineage: Eukaryota; Metazoa; Arthropoda; Arachnida; Trombidiformes; Tetranychidae. The record is from RefSeq and is a predicted model, not a curated record.
UGAACAAUUGACUUUUCUUUGGAUUAUUUUUGUAAUGAUUGUUUUCGGAAAUUGCUCAGUCCUUGGAACUUUACUGUUAUCGAAAGGACGAAAAUCUCGAAUGAACUUUUUCAUAAUGCAUUUAGCAAUUGCAGAUUUAUUGGUUGGUUUAAUCAAUGUUUUAACGGACAUUGUUUGGCGAUUUACUGUUGGUUUUUACACUGGAGAUACGGCUUGUAAGGCAAUCAAAUUUGCUCAGGUUGUUGUAACUUAUGGUUCAACUUAUGUUUUGGUUGCACUUAGUAUUGACAGAUAUGAUGCCAUUACACAUCCAUUAAAUUUUACAAUUAGAGCUCGUCGAGCCAAAUUUUUGAUUGCCUUUGCUUGGACAUUAUCGGGAAUCUUUUCAAUUCCAACCCUUUUUCUGUACAAAAUUCAUAAUAUUGAAGAUAAACCUCAAUGUUGGAUUCAUCUUGAACCAGAAGAAUGGCAAAUUUACAUGACUUUGGUGGCGACAUCUCUUUUCUUUAUACCAACAGUCAUCAUCUCCGCCUGUUAUUCAAUCAUUGUUCACACCAUUUGGACUAAAUCUAGGCUUAUGGGUUCAUCGCCUAGGAAAAAGGUCAAACAUUUGAAUGGUUGCUCUUUAGUUUCUGAAAACAUUGCUGUUCUAAUCAUCUUACUUCUAUGGUAA